Messenger RNA from Talaromyces stipitatus ATCC 10500, 1971 nucleotides. RefSeq names its product allantoate permease, putative. NCBI's taxonomy places the organism in Eukaryota, Fungi, Ascomycota, Eurotiomycetes, Eurotiales, Trichocomaceae. Gene Ontology annotation, molecular function: transmembrane transporter activity. The transcript has 4 exons. The coding region runs from base 282 to 1688 and encodes 468 amino acids. Gene Ontology annotation, cellular component: plasma membrane. The record is from RefSeq and is a predicted model, not a curated record. Gene Ontology annotation, biological process: transmembrane transport.
ACGUAUACAUGGUAUACAUAGGAUUGCAUGGCUGCUAGACUAAUCGAUGUAGUGAGAGUCUAAGUGGGCUGGUCGGCGUAAAGGUCGGACUUACCUCCCGGAGGUACGACACGCAGAAGGAGAGAUGCAAGGAAGAAAGGAGCAAACAACGAAAGCAGCUGUCCCCUUCACGUGCUCUCUCUCCCCACUUGUUCUUUUUUUUUCAGGCCAGAUCUUGCACUUCUCUUCUUUCCUCCUGUCGUUGGACUCAUGGUAGCUGGAGGUCGUCUUCUAGCGUCGAAAUGCAGAAAGCCAACUCAAAAGAUGUCGAGGCGGUCUCGCCCAGCCUGGAGUCGCCGCCCGCCUAUUUGGACUCUGGCGUCGAUGAGGCCAAGCUGCUGCGCAAGAUCGACAUGAGAGUCAUGCCCAUUCUGUUUAUUAUAUAUCUAGUUGCUUUCUUAGACAGAGUCAACAUCUCCAAUGCCUUGACGCUAGGAAUCGUCAAAGACUUAGACCUCUACGGUGAACGGCCCAACACCGCUUUGGUCGUCUUCUAUGCGCCGUACAUUCUGUUCGAAAUUCCAUCCAACAUCCUCAUGAAACGAUUCAACCCGCAUAUGUGGCUGUCCGGAUGUAUCACCGCCUUUGGUAUCGUCAUGCUGGGUCAGGCUUGGGUCUCGAGCUACGGCGGACUGAUCGCGACGCGAUUUUUCCUGGGUUUCGCUGAAGCUGGUAUCUUUCCUGGAAGUUUUUACUUGAUUAGUUUCUGGUACAAGCGGGAAGAAGCGCAGAAACGGUUUACAAUCUACUGGUCAUCCGUCAUUCUGGCAGGUGCUUUUGGUGGUUUAUUGGCUACUGCGAUCUCCCGAAUGGACGGCUUGCGUGGUAUGGCGGCAUGGCAAUGGAUUUUCUGCUUGGAAGGCAUCGCCUCUAUUCUAGUCGGCAUCGCAGCCUACUUCUUGGUGGUUGACUUUCCCAAGGAAGCGGCGUGGUUGACACCGGAAGAGAAGGCUUUUGUCACGGCAAAGACUCGCAGUGAUGAAUCGCAUGUCGUGUCCGUUACUACCCACGACGUGCUGCGCUAUCUCAAGGACGUCAAAUCUCAUUUGGGUGCCAUCAUGUAUUUCACCAUCGUCGUUCCCAUCUAUGCCUUUUCCUACUUUGCCGCGACCAUCGUUCGCGCUCUGGGAUAUUCGACAGUGCAGACCCAGUUGCAUACCGUUCCGCCCUUCGCAGCGGCAUUCGCCUACGCUCUUAUAGUUGCUAUCUGGUCGGACCGUGUCAAAAUUCGCUAUCCAUUUAUCCUCGCAUCGGAUGCUCUGAUCCUCGUCGGCGUGGCCUUGAUGUUGCAUUACCAUGGCAAAGAACACUUUUCAGCCGAAUAUUGUGGAAUCAUCUUCAUCACCAUGGGCGCAUUUGGCGGAGGCGCUAUUAUAGUCUGCUGGAUUCUGAUGAAUCUCCACGGUCACGCCGAGCGCGGUAUUGGCUCUGCAUGGACGAUUGGUUUUGGUAAUGCCGGUGGGAUCGUGGCAGUCUUCCUGUUUCUGUCCAAGGAUGCUCCGAAUUACACCGUGGGAUACUGGGUGCUGAUCGGUAUGGUACUCGUGGGUAUUCUAUCGACUUUUUUGUACGGAGCCAUGAUUUGGCGGGAGAAGCGAAAGGCAUUGGCGAAUGGGCAGGUUGAGAAGGCCAAUUCUUUGUCUUUGUGAGGGAAUGCAGUGGUCAUAUCAUAUGAAUCGACAUAUUUCCACGCAUGUGCAAAGGCUUACAUUCAUACUCUGAGCAUGAUUAUUUAUAGAUCAAUAUAUAUAGACUCUACCAAUCUACUCGCUGAAUACAAAUCUGGACGUAGCUGCUAUUUAUCUAUCAUACUACAAUUGCCACCGUAAUUACUCCCGAGUGUCCUUUCAACGUUAUUCCGAGUCGAAUCAUCCACAACAAACCGUGACAUCCUCCAUCGCUACAGUCAUCUUACCCAUAUCCGGUCUACCA